AUGCUUUCCAGGGCUUUCAGGAACAGAUUCGUGGAGUUGCAUUUCAAUGAGAUCCCUCCCAGGGAAUUGGAGGUGAUUCUGCAUCAAAGGUGUCAAAUGUCACCAAGCUAUGCUAAGAAGAUGAUAGCUGUCAUGACAGAUCUGCAGACUAGGAGAAGGGGAUCUGCAGCUUUUGCAGGCAAACAAGGCUUCAUAACCUUGAGAGACCUAUUCAGAUGGGGCGAACGUUACAGACUAGCCCAAAAUACUGACAAACUUUAUGAUUGGGAUCAGCAUUUGGCCGAUGAAGGGUAUUUGGUGCUUGCAGGAGAGUUAGGAAGCCUGAAGAGAAACUGGAAAUCAUCGAUGUACUGA
Acanthoscelides obtectus is the source of this 354-nucleotide messenger RNA. NCBI's taxonomy places the organism in Eukaryota, Metazoa, Arthropoda, Insecta, Coleoptera, Chrysomelidae. The record is from the annotation of a GenBank genome assembly.